AUGGUUACACCUUUGGCAGCACCAGCAUUCUUCACGGUGACACUGUCGUCCUUCACGGCGAAUUCAAUAAAUAAACCAACAAUAUUAAUGUUCAGGGGAGGCACAAACAGAAGUUUGGAGUUUAAUGGAAAUUAUAGGCAUAACUUCACUCCGGCUAGUCCUCUGCAGCUUAAAAGGCAUCCCCGAUUCUACCUUAACGGCAAAGAAAGACAAUGUGAUGAUAUGAAUGCUGAUGAUGAAAGAUUGUUGGAGCAUGGACUUGCUUUCCAGCAAAAUUUUACAAUCAGAUCAUUCGAGAUAGGAAGUGAUUUCAAAAUAUCGAUUGAAACAUUGAUGAAUUAUUUACAGGACGCAGGAGUUAACCAUCUGAAGAGUGCAGGAAUUCUGGCUAAUGGCACUCUCGGAGCAACAGCAGAGAUGGAUGCAAGAGACCUCAUAUGGGUGGUCUAUGGGUUGGAUAUGGCGGAUGUUGUACAAGUAGAAACUUGGAUUUACAAGUCGGGGAGGAACAGUUUCUGUCGCGAAUGGCGUGUUCAUGAUUUGAAAACGGGCGAAACUCCGAUACAAGCUGCCAGUUUACAUGUGGUGAUGAAUAAGAAAACAAGGAAAAUUGUUAAGUUCAGUGAGGAAGUCAUCAAAGAUUUUAAGCCUUUUCUUUUGCAACGCGAUCCUCACAUCCACAAAACUAGCACAAAACUUCUGCAACUGGACACCAGCAAAGCUGAUUAUGUUCGCACAUCUUUAACUCCUGGAUGGACGGACAUGGACAUAAAUGAGCAUGUGAGUCAUAUAAAACUGGUCAACUAUGUUCUCGAGAGUGUUCCCAGCGAAGUAGUGGAGAGUCACAAGAUUUCAGCAAUAACUUUGGAUUAUCGAAAGGAAUGCAACAGGGAUUGUUUGCUGCAAUCUUUCUCCAGAGUGACUAGUAGCAAUAGGAUGAAUGAGUUGAUGGAUAAUGGAGAAAUUGAGUUCGAUCACUUGCUUUGUCUUGAGUGUGGGCAGGAAAUUGUGAGGGGAAACAACAAGUGGAAGCCAAAAUGUGAAGACAACUCAACAUGCAGCUUGGAAUUGAUAGAGUGA
Molecule: messenger RNA, 1080 nt
Organism: Pistacia vera
Lineage: Eukaryota; Viridiplantae; Streptophyta; Magnoliopsida; Sapindales; Anacardiaceae
Product: palmitoyl-acyl carrier protein thioesterase, chloroplastic-like
Exons: 6
Coding region: 1-1080 (359 amino acids)
Biological process (GO): fatty acid biosynthetic process
Molecular function (GO): acyl carrier activity; fatty acyl-[ACP] hydrolase activity
Source: RefSeq, a predicted model, not a curated record